AUGUAUUUGCAAAGAAUAAGUCAUAGCAGGGAAGUAAAAUUGGUAGAACUUCCUAACUGUAAAUUAGGAAAAGGAAUAGAAACUGGCUCUGAAGACUUGGAGAUACUUCGUAAUGGACUGGCUUUCAUUAGCUCCAUAAGUGGAUUAAAAUAUCCUGGAAUAAAGAGCUUUGAACCCGAUAAGCCUGGAAAAAUACUUCUGAUGGACAUGAACUGGAUCAUAUCCACUGUUGAAGAGGAUACAACAGUGUUGGAACUGAGGAUCACUGGAAGUAACUUUGAUUUGUCUUCAUUUAACCCUCAUGGGAUUAGCACAUUCACAAAUGAAGAUAAUACCGUGUACCUGCUGGUGGUGAACCAUCCAGAUUUUAAGUCCACGGUUGAGUUGUUUAAAUUUCAAGAAGAAAAGUCACUUUUGCAUCUGAAAACCAUCAAACACAAACUUCUGCCUAAUUUGAAUGGCAUUGUCGGUGUGGGACCUGAACACUUCUAUGCCAUCAAUGAUCACUAUUUUGUUGACCCCUACCUGAGAUCCUGGGAGUUGUAUUUGGGUCUAGCGAGCUCAUUUGUUGUUUACUACAGUCCAAAUGAAGUUCGAGUGGUGGCCAGCGGAUUUGAUUUUGGUGGAAUCAACAUCUCACCUGAUGGCAAGUAUGUCUAUAUAUCUGAAGUGCUGGCUCAUAAGAUUCAUGUGUAUGAAAAGCACGCUAAUUGGACUUGAACUCCAUUGAAGCCUCUGGACUUUAACACACUUAUGGGUAAUGUAUCCAAGGAUCCUGUGACAGGGGACCUUUGGGUUGGUCGCCACCCCAAUGGCAUGAAAAUCUUCUUCUAUGACCCAGAGAAUCCUACUGGAUCAGAGGUGCUCCAAAUCCAGAAGAUUUUAGAAGAACCCAAAGUUACAGUGGUUUAGGCAGAAAAUGGUACAGUGUUACGAGGAAGUACGGUUGCCUCUGUGCACAAAGGGAAACUGCUGAUUGGUACUGUGUUCCACAAAGCUCUUUAUUGUGAGCUCUAA
Eubalaena glacialis (North Atlantic right whale) is the source of this 1017-nucleotide messenger RNA. RefSeq names its product paraoxonase 1 (gene PON1). The record is from RefSeq and is a predicted model, not a curated record. Gene Ontology annotation, molecular function: arylesterase activity; aryldialkylphosphatase activity. Gene Ontology annotation, cellular component: extracellular region. NCBI's taxonomy places the organism in Eukaryota, Metazoa, Chordata, Mammalia, Artiodactyla, Balaenidae.